GCUCUUUCCGCUCAACUCAUUGGUGGUGAGGUCGCCCAGCCGGUAGCCAGGGAGCCCUCGGCUGUGGAGCCGACGCGCGAUCCCGGAGCUCCCCCCGAGCAGAAGGAGCGGCUCGGAGCGUGCCCGAGUGCUCGUGGGACGGGAGCCGGCAGUGUCUGUGAGCCGGCGUAACUGGCCAAGUGGGCGGGCUCCUCCCCAGCAGUCCAGCCGGACUCUGCUGAUAGCCACGUUUCUUCCUUCCCGAGGUGAACUGGAAUUUUCUGGAAGUUCUGCUCCGAGGACAUGGGGCACUUCACAUCGUUCUCAGUCAAACUGAUUUUUCUGUCCCGAGGUUACCCGUGGAAACCCGUUUGAAGGUUAUGGACGAUAAGCCUGACCCUGGAACCCUGAGUGAGAAUUCGGAAGUUCUCUUCUCCUUUGGAGUGAUAGCAGAUAUCCAAUACGCUGAUUUAGAAGAUGGCUAUAACUUCCAAGGAAACAGACGAAGAUACUACAGACACAGUCUGCUUCACUUACGGAGUGCUAUUGAACACUGGAAUAUGGAGGGCAGCCCGCCCCGCUGUGUGCUUCAGCUUGGGGAUAUCAUUGACGGGUAUAACGCACAGUACAAAGUGUCCGAAAAGUCACUCGAACUUGUUAUGAACACUUUCCAGAUGCUUAAAGUCCCCGUUCAUCACACGUGGGGGAACCACGAGUUCUAUAACUUCAGCAGAAACUACCUAACAAAUUCUAAGCUUAACACAAAGUUUCUAGAAGACCAGAUUGUGCACCAUCCCGAGACUGUGCCUUCGGAGGAUUACUAUGCUUAUCACUUUGUCCCAUUCCCUCAAUUCCGGUUCAUUUUACUGGAUGCUUACGACUUGAGCGUCUUAGGCGUGGAUCAGUCCUCUCCAAAAUACCAGCAGUGUCUGAAGAUACUGAAGGAGCACAAUCCAAAUUCGGAGUUGAAUAGUCCGCAAGGACUUUCUGAGCCCCAGUUUGUCCAGUUUAAUGGAGGAUUCAGCCAAGAGCAGCUGAACUGGUUGAAUGAAGUUCUUACGUUCUCUGACACAAACCAGGAAAAAGUGGUGAUUGUGAGCCAUCUUCCCAUUUACCCAGAGGCCUCUGACAGUGUGUGCCUGGCCUGGAAUUACAGAGAUGCCCUGGCAGUCAUUUGGUCUCACAAGUGUGUGGUGUGUUUCUUCGCUGGUCACACUCACGAUGGUGGCUACUCUGAGGAUCCUUUUGGUGUGCACCACAUCAACCUAGAAGGGGUUAUUGAAACGGCUCCGGACAGCCAGGCUUUUGGCACCGUUUAUGUCUACCCUGACAAAAUGAUGUUGAAAGGGAGAGGCCGAGUUCCAGACAGAAUUAUGAAUUAUAAGAAGGAAAACGCUUUCCAGUUUUAGUCCGAUUUAUCUUGUUUACCGUUCUAGAGAGUGGUGGUUGAGCGUUGUGUUUUUGUUUACCACCCCCCCCCCAAUCCUCAGGCUCGUUGUGUAGCAUUCUAUUUGCAUAACAAAAUGUAUUUAUGGCCCCAGUGUGCGUUAGCUCAUGAGAUACUCUGAAAUGUCAUUUUUGGAUAAUCUAUCCAGUGCUGAGGAUUGGAAACAAAAUGAAUGAAAGCAGCCUGAAUCAGCCAGGGAGGAGACAGAGGGCGGGUGGUAUAGUUCUCAAAACUGACUUCAUUUAGCCUUAUCUGACAUUUUUUUACUUUUUACAAUGAGGAUGUAUCCGUGUAUUAACUAUGUAACUUAAAAUUCGUAAUAAAAAAAUAAAAUCAGCUCAGGUAAACUUUC
Molecule: messenger RNA, 1778 nt
Organism: Leptonychotes weddellii (Weddell seal)
Lineage: Eukaryota; Metazoa; Chordata; Mammalia; Carnivora; Phocidae
Source: RefSeq, a predicted model, not a curated record